Vicugna pacos (alpaca) is the source of this 2627-nucleotide messenger RNA. The record is from RefSeq and is a predicted model, not a curated record. NCBI's taxonomy places the organism in Eukaryota, Metazoa, Chordata, Mammalia, Artiodactyla, Camelidae.
AUGACCUUUGUAGAAUCUCAAAAGACCACUUGUCCAUGACUUUCACUUACUUAAGAACUGGCUCUUUGGGUAUGAGUCAGCCCAAGAAGCAAGGAUAUGGUGACUCGAGGGUCCAUCUCUUACUCUUACGACAAUGUGGUUGCUCACCUGUCUACCGCUCCCGGGAGAUGGCAGCUCGUGCCCUGGUCCCGUUUGUUAUGACAGAUGAAAUCCCUGAUACCAUCCGAACUCUGUUGGCCAAACUCCCUGACUGCACUGACCAGUGUUUCCGGCAAAACCAUAUUCAUGGGACACUUCUCCAGGUUUUUCAUUUGUUACAAGCCUUCUCAGACUCCAAAUACAGAAUGAAUACAUACUUUCAGCAGGAGCUGGCUGACGUCGCAGCUUGUACCAAAGCCAAACUCUGGCUGGCCAAGAGGCAAAAUCCAUGUUUGGUGACCAGAGCUGUGUAUAUUGAUAUUCUCUUCCUGUUGACUUCCUGCCUUGACAAACCCGCAAAAGGCAACCAGCCAGUUCUGGAGCAUCUUGGCCUCUGGGAGGAAGUCAGAAGGAUCAUCUCAGGAUCAGAGCUGAUAACGGGAUUCCCAUAUACCUUCACAGCACCAGGCCUGCCCCAGUACCUCCAGAGCCUCACCAAACUGGCCAUCGCUGCUGUGUGGGCCGUGGCCACCCAGGCUGGAGAGCAGACUAGGGACGUUCCAGUCUCCUUCUCUCAGCUUUUAGAGUCUUCCUUCCCUGAAGUCCGCCUGCUGACGCUGGAAGCCCUGUUGGAAAGGUUCUCGGCAACAGCCUCUGGAUUAGGAGAGAAGAGACUGCUGCCCUUGCUGCGGAAUAUGGGAGGGACAUUCUUGACGUUGGUUAUGAAGGAAAACCACCCGGAAUGCCUCUGCAAGAUACUGAGAAUUCUCCAUUGCAUGGACCCCAGUGAGUGGCUUCCUCAGACAGAGCACUGUGUCCAUCUAACCCCAAAGGAGUUCUUGAUCUGGACGAUGGAUAUUGCUUCCAAUGAAAGGUCUGAAAUUCAAAGUGAAGCUCUGAGACUUGCCUCCAAAGUGAUCGCCUACCACAUGCAGAUGUGUGAGGAGACCAGGGACUUGGUGGCCCCCACCCUGAAGCAGUGGGCUCAGUUGGUCGUCACUUCCUGUGGAGAUCAUCUUCCCAAGGAGUCCAGGCUGGCCACCGCUGAAGUUCUCACCAGCACCGCACCAUUUUUCCUCACCCACCCCUGUCCCAUUCUUGGACUGCAGGAUACACUUGCUCUCUGGAAGUGUGUCCUCACCCUCCUGCAGAGUGAGGAGCAAGUCAUCAGACAUGCAGCCACAGAAACUGUCAUGACCGCCUUGUCUCAAGAAAACAUCUGCCAGUCAACAGAAUUUGCCUUCUGCCAGGUGGAUGCCUCCAUCGCUCUGGAUCUGGCCCUGGCUGUGCUGUGUGACCUGCUCCAGCAGUGGGACCAGCUAGGCCCUGGACUCCCAGUCCUGCUAGGGUGGCUGCUGGGAGAGGGUGAUGACCUCAUGGUCUGUGUGGAGAGUGUGCAUCAGGUGGAAGAAGACUACUUGUUUGAAAAAACAGAAGUCAACUUUUGGGCUGAGACCCUGAUCUUCGUGAAAUACCUCUACAAGCACCUCUCCCGCCUCCUCUCCAAGUCCAGCUGGUGUCCCCUCAGCCCCGAGAGGCUCCGUCAUCUUCAGAGGACAGCGUCAGAGCAGUGCCACCUCCUUUCCCAGCUCUUCAGAGAGCUGCCACCAGCUGCUGAGUUUUUGAAGACGGCGGAGUUCACAAGGCUGCGCAUCCAGGAGGAAAGGACUUCGGCCUGCCUGAGGCUGCUGGCCCUUCUGGAAGGAAAGCAAGGGGACUCUCCUGCAGCAGCGAAUCAGUUAACUCUUCCAGAAACAGAAACAGCUUGUUGAAGAAAGAUUUGUGGGGUUGGGGGCGGGGUGGAUUACUCCCCUACUAAAUCUGCAGAAAACAUGUUGACCAUAAAUUCAAAUAUCUUCUCCCUUUCGUGCCUCCCCCACUUCUGGGAGUCUAGUCUUCUGUCCUACAGAGGAAUUUUUCUUCAGUGCAGUCAUUCAGGGCAGCUUCAUUUAUUGCAGCUACUGUAGGAAGUGAAGCUACCACGUUGAGUAUUUACUCUGUUCCCAGGUGCAGGCCACCUGCAGGCCUGAAUUAGCCUUUUUCAUCCCUCAGGACCUCCAGUGUCCAACCAUAGCCAGCCUGCAUUUUCUCUGAAUUGACUACACAGAAUUGGGUUUUAACACAUGAUUCCCCCCCCUCCCCUUUUUUGGCUGGAAGUAGGAGCUGGAUUAGUUGGCAAAGAGCCCACUUGGUCAGAAUUCCAAAUUUUAUUCCAUUUUAGCUAAGACAGAAAUAUGUUUCAAAUAUUGGAUCCUGGGAGAAUGAAGAUCAACUUCAUACAAAUAAUUGUUUUUAAAGUCCUUCAGUGACCUACAUGCCGUCCUAAUUAUUAAGAGAGCCAUUAAGAGCCCCUGCCUGCUCCCCCACCGAAAGUUUUUGUGCUGUUGUUAGGAAACCAGAUCUUGCCACGCAGUGAAACCAUAGGCUCUUAACUGUUAGAAGGAAUCUGGGGAAAGGAGAGUCAGAAUAAAUGACUUAUUUGAUGCCUA